UAAUACAGAUAAAGUAUUUUCGUAUUUUGUUAGCACUCAGAGGAUUUGAUAUUUGUAUUCGUAUGUAUGUACACAUGUAUAAUUUGAUAUUCGUUUAUAUCGUGAGAUUUAUUGUAUCCUGAGAUGUAUUAAAUACUAAUUAAAAUGAUUCUUUCGUAUAUUUUAUUGUAAAUAAAUGCGUUUAUAUUUUGUAAAUCGAAUUUUAGUAUUUUUCUUUAAUAUGUUCUCUCCUUUCAUUUGAGGUUAUAUAUCAUUCUUUUAUUUGAGGUUAUAUGUCAUUUUUUAAUUGAUUGCAUUAGACUUAGUAAUAAUAUACAUUUUGUAAUUCUUUUAAUAUUUUGUUUUAUAUAAUACUCAUUCUUUUUUUUGGAAUAUCUCAAAUAAUGUAAUUAUAAACAUAAUAAAUCUUUCUAAAAAAUAUGAAUUGUAUUCUUUAAUAAUCAUAUACUAAGUAUUGUAAUUUUUUUGUAAGUUUUAAUACAUCUUCUAAUAAUAUAAUAUUCGUUUCGUUAUUAUAUAAAACUAUAAAAUUAUGUCAAGUAUGGAUAAAAAGAAAAAACAAGAAACUUUGGAGAAAGAAGAACUUCAGUUGCUCAGCAAGACGGAACUGAUAGAAAAGAUAAUAAAAUUGGAAGAAGAAAAUAAACAACUGAAAGCAGCAAGAAAUAAAAUAAAAGAAAAAUCAAAAGAUAAAGAUAUUCAUAAAUCACAAAAACCAUUUGAUUUUUCAAAGUGUAAUAAGAGACAUAUUCUUUUAAAAUUCUAUUAUCUUGGGUGGAAUUAUAACGGCUAUGUUGUACAAGAAAGCACUGAUAAUACAAUCGAGGAGCAUUUGUUUGAAGCAUUAAUAAAAAGUUGUUGUAUAGAGUCACGUGAAACAUCAAAUUAUCAUAGAUGUGGGAGAACUGACAAAGGUGUCAGUUCAUUUUCACAAGUGAUCUCCAUAGAUUUAAGGAGUAAAUUAAAUCCAGAGGAUCAAUGUAAAUUAGAAGAUGAGCUUCCAUAUUGUAAAAUAUUAAAUAGGCUGCUCCCUCCUAACAUAAGAUGUAUCGCAUGGUGUCCAGCAUCUAGUAAUUUUUCAGCAAGAUUUAACUGUAAAUUUCGAACCUACAAGUACUUUUUCCCAAGAGGAAAUUUAAAUAUAGAUUCAAUGGAUAAAGCUGCUAAAUAUACUAUAGGAGAGCAUGAUUUUCGAAAUAUUUGUAAAAUGGAUGUUGCCAAUGGUGUUACUAAUUAUCAAAGAAAAGUUAUUGAUGCAAAAGUAUGUCUGUAUCGUCGAGAUUUUAGAAAUAUUUCAGGAUAUGACGUGUGUCAAUUGAUUAUAACAAGUCAAGCAUUUUUAUGGCAUCAAAUUCGUUGUUUAAUGGGUGUUUUGUUUCUUAUUGGUCAAGGAAACGAGAAACCGGAAAUUAUUUUAGAGCUUCUAGAUAUUGAAAAAUGUCCUAGGAAACCACAAUAUAAUUUAGCUCAUGAAACACCAUUAAAUCUUUGGUAUUGUGAGUACGAUACGAUGGAGUGGUAUAUCGAUAAGGAUGAAUUAAUAAAUACAAUAAAAUUUUUACAAAGAGAUUGGACUUUGAACACAGUAAAAUCAGUUAUGAUUGAAAAUAUGUUAUCGGACUUGGAAGAUACAACGGAUUGUAAAGAUAUGCUUUUUCAAAGUGAUUGUCUAUUACUUGGUAUACAACCUAGAGUGUAUCAACGUUUAAUGAAACGACCUACUUGUGAAAGCUUAGAAAGUAAAAUAAAACAUUAUGAAAGUAAGAAAAAGAAGAAAGAAGACCCAGACAAUAGCGAUGAUAAGUAAAUGUAUCAGUCCUUUUUUAAUAAUAAAAGAUUUUAAUUUUGUUAA
This is a messenger RNA of Bombus pyrosoma, 1852 nucleotides long. Its product is annotated as tRNA pseudouridine(38/39) synthase. Bases 533 to 1807 code for a protein of 424 amino acids. NCBI's taxonomy places the organism in Eukaryota, Metazoa, Arthropoda, Insecta, Hymenoptera, Apidae. Gene Ontology annotation, molecular function: RNA binding; pseudouridine synthase activity. The transcript has 6 exons. Gene Ontology annotation, biological process: mRNA pseudouridine synthesis; tRNA pseudouridine synthesis. The record is from RefSeq and is a predicted model, not a curated record. Gene Ontology annotation, cellular component: nucleus; cytoplasm.